Molecule: messenger RNA, 4231 nt
Organism: Monopterus albus (swamp eel)
Lineage: Eukaryota; Metazoa; Chordata; Actinopteri; Synbranchiformes; Synbranchidae
Gene: igf1
Product: insulin-like growth factor 1
Exons: 5
Coding region: 299-856 (185 amino acids)
Biological process (GO): positive regulation of phosphatidylinositol 3-kinase/protein kinase B signal transduction; insulin-like growth factor receptor signaling pathway; regulation of protein phosphorylation
Cellular component (GO): extracellular region
Molecular function (GO): insulin-like growth factor receptor binding; growth factor activity; hormone activity
Source: RefSeq, a predicted model, not a curated record
AUUUGAACAUGUGCCGAAAAUCUUUAAUGAAUAACUUCGGACGAGUAGGAGGCAAAUGCUGCCCCAGCUGUUUCCUGUUGAAAAUGUCUGUGUAAUGUAGAUAAAUGUGAGGGAUUUUCUUUCUAAAUCCGUCUCCUGUUCGCUAAAUCUCACUUCUCCUAAACGAGUCUGCGCAAUGGAACAAAGUCGGAAUAUUGAGAUGUGACAUUGCCCGCAUCUCAUCCUCUUUCUCCGCGUUUUUUAAUGACUUCAAACAAGUUCAUUUUCGCCGGGCUUUGUCUUGCGGAGACCCGUGGGGAUGACUAGCGCUCUUUCCUCUCAGUGGCAUUUAUGUGAUGUCUUCAAGAGUGCGAUGUGCUGUAUCUCCUGUAGCCACACCCUCUCGCUACUGCUGUGCAUCCUCACCCUGACUCCGACGACAACAGGGGCGUUCCCAGAGACCCUGUGCGGGGCGGAGCUGGUCGACACGCUGCAGUUUGUGUGUGGAGAGAGAGGCUUUUAUUUCAGUAAGCCAGGCUAUGGCUCCAGUACACGACGGUCACGUGGCAUUGUGGAUGAGUGCUGCUUCCAAAGCUGUGAGCUGUGGCGUCUGGAGAUGUACUGCGCACCUGCCAAGACUAGCAAGCCGGCUCGCUCUGUGCGUUCACAGCCCCACACAGAUAUGCCGAGAAUAUCUAAGGUUAGUACCGCAGGGCACAAAGUGGACAAGGGCACAGAGCGUAGGACAGCACAGCAGCCAGACAAGACAAAAAACAAGAAGAGACCUUUACCUGGACAUAGUCAUUCAUCCUUCAAGGAAAUGCAUCAGAGAAACUCAAGUCGAGGCAGCACAGGUGGCAGAAAUUACAGAAUGUAGGGAAGGAGCAAAUGGACAAAUGCCCAGUGGUUUGGGAAGAAAGAAGGGAGUGGCCUUACCUGGUACCCCUGUGGAAUGGUUCACUGUAAAACAAAACAAAGAGGAUGUGAGCAGUGGUCUGAAAAGCUCUUCAAAAUGAUUCAAACUUGAGAGCUAAGUGUUGUUAAAGGGUUUAAUGAGGGGCCUUGUGGUUACUUUAUACACUGCACCAUUUGAUAGUGGGAGGAACUCUUUGUUAAAUGCAAUGUAACAGACUAGUUUAGCUGCUGAGACACCAGUAAGAGCUUAUUAUACCUCCAUGUAUGAGCUGCAGCAUCCUCUGUCUCCAAGAAAGGUGGGAAUGGAUCUGGGUUUCAGCCAACCAGAGGGCAGCAGGCUGUGUUUAAAAAUGAGUGGUCCAUCCUGUCCCCUGAACUUUGAGGAGGUAAAUGCUUUUACUCUGAAAAACUGAAUUCAUUCACUUCUUUGGUAAAGCAAGAUACUUUAUGACCUAUCACAUUUAACGGUUACUAUCCUAGUUCAAAUUUGAUAAUCUUACCAUCAAAGUUUGUGUUUAUGCACCAUGCAUCACUGAGGACAAUUUUAAAAGAAUAAAACAAUGUUUGCUUUAAGGACAAAGACCAGGUGUUCUCAUCAUCAGAUUUCAAUCAUUGUUGUAGUUAUUUUACCUUGAGCCCAAGUCAGAUACCUACUCUCAGUGACUGAAGGCACAGUUCUUCUCUCAAAUAGAGUUGUUAGAAGAUUUGAGUCCAAUCCAAAUCCUUGCUAAGCCUCAGAGGACUGAUGUCACAAUCCAAAUACUUAAUUGUAUGACAACAGAUCUAGCACAAUUAGAGGGGAAGUACAGUUUGUACUAAAAAAUUUAUAUUGUUAACAUUGCACCAAACACAAAAGAAAGCCACAAGCACAUUGAAUUUAAGUGUUUUUGGUGCUUGGCUUGGUUGUCAGAAAUGGGUCAUUCAGUGGAUUCAAAGUGCAUUUGGCAAAGGUGAGUGGAAGUCAAAAAGCAACAAUAAAGCAGCAUGUUUGCCGUCUGCAUCUUUUUCACAUGGCACCAGUCUGGCCAAAUCUGACAACAAUCCAGUUACCCGGUAAUCAACAUUUUAGUCUGAGUGGAGGCCUGUGUUCAAGGUUAAGUCGUGAGAAUUUUAUCACUGCAAAGUCAACAAGCGCUUAAAAAACAAACAAUAAAAUCAGCUACAGUAAAAGCUUUUCCCUGUUCUCAUGAAGAAUUAGUAAAAUGUUCUCAGAUCUGUCAAUACCAAAGGUCAAAAGAAACAAUAGAGAGGCUGUAACACUAGUCACCUAGAUGGGGAAGCGUAAUUAUUAAUUGAUCUUAGCCUGUGAUAUUUUGUUAGUUUAGUGAGGCUGAGAACUUUGCUACUUUAGUUGUCGCUUUGGCUGUAUUUAUCUGUCACGAUGGCGAGAGUACAACAAAACACCACAGGAUCUGCUGCAAAGUCCACCAGACAGAGACGCAGAUCAAACAAUUUGGUAAAUAUUGCACACCAAAAUGACCAGUUCUCCUGGAGAUGGAAGAUACAGCACACAUAUAACAGUACACAAACACACAUACAAAGCACCCAGUGUAAAUGAGUUGUGUAAGAGUUAUGAUCAAGGGUCAAGCAUGCACACAUCAUUCAUGAAAAGUUGUUUCUAAGAAGUCCUUGCAUGUGGACUGAUAGCAAUGGCUUUUUGUUCAAGCCUCCAUGCAGACUUAGUCAUUUUAUUGCACAAGCCGCCCAAGACAUCUCAUCUCUGCCUCUGCCUGUGUGUAAUCAAACAGUACUCCCAUUUAUGUUAACCUAUGCAUUACUAUCAUUCAUUGUACAUGAUGGUUUCAUAUAACAAAAUUGUAUUAAAAAUCCUAUCCACUGUAUAAUGGUGCUAUUUUGUAGUUUGUUACUUGCAAGAGAUGGCUGAGACAGACAGAUGGCAGGGCCUAAAUCGGAGGUCUUCCCUUUUGCACAGCCUUGUGGCCACCAUUUUGCUAGUGUUUUUUAAGCUGUUUCAGUAAAGUAAUAGUGUAAGAGAGUAAAUGUAUCUGUGUGAAAUCUGUGAAUGCAUGCAAGAAAGAAAGAAAGAAAGAAAAUACCAUGUUGUGUUCCAAAGAAGGCAAAAUGUUAUUUUUUUUCUACUGUAUAGACCCCUUAUGCCAAAUAGCUGGACAAAAGUACUGUGAACUGUGAUAGAUUGUUAAAAGUCAUGGCGUGCUUUUGUCUGGCCUGAGUUGUGUGUGUACAUGCACCUCAGCGGAUGCCAAGAUUACUAAAAACAUGAAACUGUUACUUUUGCUGAACACUGAUAACUGUCAGUAAUUAUAGGACAAUCAUUACACAAUGAAUUUGCCUUCUUUAGUCAAACACUUUAAAGACAAAAUUGUAUUUCUUUUAUCUGUAAACAUGCUAAAAUUUAGUGCAACCGGCACACAAGUAGCAUAAAGUGUGACGUUUGAUAAAGACUCAAUGUCACACGGCAUCUUGCUGAAAGGAACAGUUGAAUAUAUGAGUGUUCAUCAAUAUCCUCAUUUAGCUCUUGGCAAGAAAGACUAUUUCCCAAAGCUAUUGCUUUAUGCUUGCUAAUAUUAGCUACAACUAAUGUGCCUAAAAUAUUGGCCAUACUAGACCAAUUAAGGCUGAAGUGACAAAAUUUCUGUUUAUUGAGAUGUAUAAGGUUGUGUUUUACUGCUUAUGAAUUCAUACAUUACAUUUCAUACUGUACAUUGCAUAGUCUCGCUUAAGUUUAAUUUAUUUUGCUCAGAUCAUUUGUUAGCAGCUCUCUGAAUUAAAACUUUUAAACAUAUGUUUUUAUCUGUCACAGUCAAGGUUUUAAAAUGAGAAUUUAUGUACGUACUUUGGUGUCUGUUUCUUAUUAAUUCUCUUAUCAGUCAACCUGGUGGCUAAAAUGAUAAAGAAGCUGGUUGGAAGACAUAACAGAUCCUCCUCUUCAGAUAUACAGUACAAACCAAAGACUUUUCGAUGAGAACAAAGCCUCACUCAGCAUUAUAAUGUCAUGCACUAAUGUUAUCAGUAAAUGUCAGUUAAUGCAUCCCUAUCUGAACUCCACUGCAGCUACAGUACUUCCUUCACACACUUCUUUUGGAACCUGAAAUACAGCUUGUGUAAUAAAUAGUAAAGUCAGCCAGACUAAAGCCCUUCAGUCUUAUCUGGUUUUUCUGGAACACAGAUGAAGCAACCACCUUCAACCCAUGAAACAUUUCUGUUUGUCACUUGUGUAAAAUGAUGAAUAAAGCCUAGAUUGUGGGUAUGUGUGAGAAACCUGCUACUCUGCGGGUGUUUAAUUAAAAAAUGUCAUUUCCUGAAGCUUACAAUCAAAGAAACUGUUUGAUUACGGUAUUGUUAUUUAUGGUGCUUG